This is a messenger RNA of Auanema sp. JU1783, 2925 nucleotides long. The record is from the annotation of a GenBank genome assembly. NCBI's taxonomy places the organism in Eukaryota, Metazoa, Nematoda, Chromadorea, Rhabditida, Rhabditidae.
AUGAACUAUUUUCGUUCACUCUUCCUCCUAUUGAUGUUAAGUGCUCUACUAACAGCUUCACAGUUCUGUGCUUCCGAUGGCACUGAUAAUCCACCCGUAUGGAAUGAUUCUGAUGUUUGUGAAGAAGAUGCUUUCAAGAAUCUUGGUACUCCACCCCUUAUGAAUGCAUCUACUGGCACUAACUUUGUAAAACAUGAUUGUAGCAUAGCUGUCAUCCUCGAUUUGGACAAAAGGUUAACCAGUGAAGAGAAUUACGGGAAUGUUCUUUUAUUUAUUAAGGGUAUGGUCAAUACGUGUAUGAAUCGAGGCAUAGGUUAUCGAUCUUAUUUUUAUUCCAUGUUUAAUGAGAAUGGAGUUCAAACGAUAUGUUGUGAGGAGAAAGCUUGUAGCUUUCAAAUUGCUUUUAUGGCAUACGAUGAUUAUGUAGGAACUUAUGAUUCGAUCAAUCCUAUCCAGGUUGAUCCUACUGAUGGAAACUUCACUUACGCCUUGUUAGGAGAUCUUAAAGUCUUUGCUUCUAAAGAUACUAAAUGCUUGUAUAACAACGUUGUUCUUCUCACUCAACGGAUAUUUCAAUAUCAGGAUGGUUUACCUGCGGACAUUGUCCAAGUUGUCGAUUUUGGUUGCAUCACAUUCACCAUCAUAGCUGUCGGAAACCCCGAUAUCACAACUGACUUGCUGACUACACAUUAUCAUAAUCUGACGGAUAAUCUCUAUGUCGUGCCAGAUUUCAACUGUUUACCGAAUUUAGAUGAUUGCAUAAAGCCAUGUAGUCCACGAACUACUGCUGAAUGCCUUUCACGAGAGCUAAGCAACUGUCCCGCACCAACAAGUUCGACUUAUCCUAGCACCAUAGUAUCAACCACACUGACACCCACUACUGAGAUGAACAAUGAAUUUGUGGAGUAUUCCCAUUUCAUCUACCUGUUUGCUCUCUCAAAUCGUACAACUCCAGGGCAGUUCGACAACGCCGUCAACUACGUUCUGGAACCACUCAAACAAUGCUUGAACGAUAAAGCAAAGAUUCUGGUUCGCUUUUUGGCCCGUAAUAACUCUGACUCGCUCUGGUUGGAGAAUUACAAUGAUAUAAGAAAUCACUUGGAAGCACUGAGAAGCGAUGAGGUGCUUUUGGAUGCAUCUAGAGCCAUUGAUGUGUAUGAGAAUACUACUCUCGCAUUAGUUAAAAGAGGUACUAGUAUCCCCAUUAACCAAGAUCAGAAGAUAGGAGAGCCACGCCUAACCCUCCUAACAGAUUUUGCUUCUCAGAAUUUCAUUGAUGCCUAUCAUACGGAUGAUGGGCUCAUCAGAGCUCUUGGUCGAUUCGAUUUUGAAAUCUACUGCUACGAUUCGUUAGCGGCAGAGAUUUACAAGAAUGAAACUCUCAAUCCAGCUCACGUUCAUUCGGAUCCAGACUUCAGUACGAACAAAAAUGAACUGGUUUCGAUCUGCCCGAACAAGAAAAAAAGCAGUAUUCCAACAAUUAUGAUAAUCGUUGUUGGAGCUACAGUUGUGAUAAUGCUUCUUCUGAUUGUUGUAACGAUUCUCUAUCGUCGCAAGUACAUUUGGAUGGAGCGAAUUCAUAAGUUUCGCUCGAAUCUUCCCAAUUCAGAAUCAAACGAAAACUCUGAAGAGCCUAUAAUUGAUUAUUACGAAUUGUCAGAAGAUAAGGUGAUUGUAAAGAAUGAACUUGCCGGUAGAGGAGCCCAAGGAAGUGUCAAUAUAGCCAAACUGAUUGGAUCAUCUCCGGCGAUUGAGAAGUAUCUGCCGAAUGAACGAGAUAACUACACAGACAUCGAUUGUGUGGUCAAGAUGGUACAACCAUCAUCCAAAGAAGCUUUUCUGAGAGAAAUUAACAUAAUGAAACAUAUUGGAUAUCACGAUCAUAUCGUAAGAAUGCUAGGAUGUGUGACAACCUCAAAAUAUUGUCAAUUGGUUCUUGAGUUUUGUAACGACAAAGACCUUCUUCGCUUAUUGGAAAGAAAAAAGAAGGAAAUUGAGAAUAAUAAAUGGUUCGACGACGAGUUGGAUUUCUGUAAUAAACAGUUGCUACCGUUAGCUCAUCAAGUUGCUCAGGGAAUGGAUUUUUUGGGUAGGAAGAAAGUAGUUCAUCGUGAUUUAGCAGCUCGCAACAUUCUGAUUCAUAGUGUCGGUAGUAUCUUAACAGCCAAGAUUAGUGACUUUGGUUUGGCUCUCAUUUUGGAAACAGAUCAUGUGAUUGCUUCCAAUGAUGUGAAAGUUCCUAUUAAGUGGACAGCUGUGGAAGCUUUAGUUAGAGGCGAAUUUUCUCUCCGGUCAGAUGUUUGGUCUUUCGGUAUGUUACUGUACGAAAUGUAUUCCAUGGGGAAACCUCCUUUUGCUGAUGUGGAUCUUGGAAAUGUUACAAAUCAUGUAAAAGAUGGAAACCGUCCUUCAAAGCCUUUGUUGGCUUCAGAUCGAAUGGGAGAACUCAUGAUCAAAUGUUGGGAAGAGAAUCCUGCUGAUCGUCCGACCUUCCGCGAUUUGGAAACACAACUAGCUAUUCAAUUGGAGCAGUCAGCUGAAGGAUAUGGGUAUCUUGCAUUAGUUAAAUCAGAUGAGCACUAUCGGAUUUUACCAAAUCGUGAGGCACCCAUCGCUCCAUCAAUUAGAGAACGUGAAAUGCCAACAUACUAUUGUGAUGAUCCUACAACAUCUAACUUCACUCAACAAAUCUCCAUAGAUGGUAAUCCACACGUGGAUCCACUAGCUUUCCGGCGGAAACGUAGUCAGAGUCAACUAACACUGAAAGUGGAUGCUUUGGAAGUUCCCGGUAAUCCAUCAGUAGGAGGUAGCAGCUUCCGAUCUGCUUUCCCAAGAAGGAAAUCUCAAAUCUCUUCUUUCAAUCCAUUUAAAAUUAUUAGGAAUCUAACGAAAACCUCAAACGGUAGACGUGGUUCCGAGCCAUAA